AUACAAAUGGUCACAUGGUAAUAUGGAACUAAAGUUGUCUAUAUUUGGAUAUUUGAGGGAUUUAUAGUUACGUGGAAAGUUCUAUCGUAUGCAACUACGCGAAAAAGACUAUUCGGUUUGCUUUCAGCUUUCAUUUUACGUUUGAGGAAUGGGUUCAUCGGCAAGUAGGCAGGAUGAUAAAAAGAGAAAUUUUCUCUUCACGAAUGAAGAUCAACAUUUACACAACAUCUUCAGGUCAAUGUGUGCAGACAAAGGAAACAAAUGUUCUGAAAAAUGUUUAAAGAAUUUUUGGGAGAAGCAGUUGGACAAGGAUCUCUUGACCUUGCUGGUGAACUACCUGUCCGGUGGCAGUAACGGCACAGUCAGCUUCGAUGAUUUUGCGAAACUGUACGUGUACCUGACCCGGGGCUCCUGCGGCGAGAAGGCGGACGUGAUCUUCAGCAUCCUGAAGAGCAACAAGGACGGUGGCGACGUCUCCAGCAAAGACGUGAUCGAGUACGUGCACAGCGUGGUGUCGACGUUCUUCAAGAUCUCGGAGGGCGAGGGGGGCGAGGCGCUGGGCAGCUGGGCGCGCGCCAGGUGCCCGCGCAUGGACGAGGAGACGCACCGGCUGGCGUGCACGUGGUGCCGGCGGCUGGCGACGGAGUCGGGCCCCGUGGGGCGCGACGCCCUGGAGGAGUGGCUGCGGCGGGCUCCCGAGUUCUGCUCGGUGCAGGCGCACGUGGUGCUCCGCCUGUACCGCCUCGGGGAGGAGGACCGGGCGCUGCUGCCCCGGUGCGAGGUCCCCGCCGCGCUGAAGGGGUUCCCGUCCGUGCUCGACCUGUCCCACGUGCUGUUCCUCAACGCCGCGCUCCCCUCGGCGCUGCAGGCGGAGUGGCGGCUGCUCUUCUCCACCGCCCUGCACGGCGAGAGCUUCUCCAAGAUGGUGGGCCACAUUUUGGGGCAGGGCCCCACCCUGCUCAUCGUCAGGGACGGCGGCGGCCACAUCUUCGGGGGGUUCGCCUCGGAGAGCUGGAAGAUCAGCCCCAACUUCCUCGGCGACAGCAGUUGCUUCCUCUUCACCGUGACGCCCUCCAUGGGGGUGUACGAGACGACGGGCUACAACGACCACUACCAGUACCUCAACAUCCAGCAGCAGACCAUGCCCAACGGACUGGGGAUGGGCGGGCAGUUCAAGUACUUCGGGCUGUGGCUGGACGCAGAGUUCGGCCACGGGCACUGCAGCGAGACGUGCACCACCUACAAGAACUGCCCCAUGCUGUCGUCGGACAAGCACUUCGCGGUGGGGCACGCGGAGGUGUGGGCCUUGGGGCCCCCGCCCAAGCCGGAGGGCGACGACGACGACGAGGAAGGGGGCAAGAAGAGCGUCCUGGACGUGGACCUGGGAGCCAAGGCCCUGCUGGAGCUGGUGGGCAGGUCGCAGCACAGCGAGGGGAUCAGGCAACUGGAGGCGGAGGAGGACUAGACCCGAGGUGCGUGCUCCCCGGCCGUCGCGUCGCAGCUGUCGGAGGGAUGUUUGUGACGGGGCACCAUCAUGCGAAAAAAUAUUCCUUUAAACGAGUUCGAUUGGAGAUGCCCAAGGACUGGAAAAAUUCGCGGCUUCACUGACCUCUAGGAUAGGCUCCACGAUCCUAUACUUGGGAAAAUUACACCUGCUCAUUGGCUACUGACUCGUGGCACCUGUUAACUGGGGAUGCUUGUGAUUCGAGACUUCCCUUUGUUGAAGGUUUUCCAUCAACCCAGAUUCCUUGAGAUAAACUGUGGCCCAAUAACUGAAGCGGCAAAAAUGCAAACGUAUUCGGAUUCUAGCCUAUCGCGAAAUGAAUCCGCGAAUUUUCCCGGUCUCUGGAGAUGAGGUACUUGCAGGCAGAAGUUGUGUGAUGAUAGAAGGAACUUUUGUGGAGCCAUAUUUUGUACUAUUAUUUGAUUAUAGUAUGUAGGCAUGUAUAGAAUCUUGUUCGGAACAAAGUUACCUUUCUUGUGUUUUAAAAAGCAGAAUAAUUGAUAACGAGUGUAAUUUUUUUUUUGUACAGCUUCAGUUAAGUUAUUGUCAGUCAUAUCAUUCCUAGUCUAGACAUAUAUGUGUGUGUGUGUGUACAUGUACAUUUACACACAUGUACAUAUGUAGAAUAGAGAGAGAGUGAUAGCUUUUCUAAGUCAAUUGCACGUAGUGCCAAAACUAUGUACGAACUGCUUAUCAUGUUUUCAGAUACAAGUUUCUCUAAAUGCCUUUGGUAAAAAGUGAUGUAUCACAUACAACGAAAUAUUUAUUCUGAAUAUCUAUCAUGUUUCUCACACAGUAUUUAUUUGCCUUUAUAACAUCUGUGUUUUAAUAUAAGAAGAUUUUUUUUAUAUUAUUGUAACAUGUUUGCUACAUUCUGUAGUCUGUGGAUGCACAACUUGUGUUUUCUAACGAAUAUUAGACAUUGCAUACAUCGUGAGUUUGUCUUAUACCAACGUUCACUGUAUUUCUGUAAUAUAAAUACGCUUUUUUGAUGAUUUAAUGAGGCUUCAUAAUCAAAAAAACAUUAAUAAUAAGCAACGUUUUUAACAUGUGAUAAGUAUUCUUUUUUCCUUUUUUUUUUUUUUUCCCACUAGUCUCGUUAAACAGUAAAUCACAAAUCGCUUGAACAAUUAAAAAUGUGCCACAUAUUUCAUUUCAAACUUGAAAACAAAAUAUUAUUUAUACACGCAACAGAAGUGUG
Bacillus rossius redtenbacheri is the source of this 2705-nucleotide messenger RNA. Its product is annotated as MTOR-associated protein MEAK7. The record is from RefSeq and is a predicted model, not a curated record. The coding region runs from base 149 to 1465 and encodes 438 amino acids. Lineage: Eukaryota; Metazoa; Arthropoda; Insecta; Phasmatodea; Bacillidae. The transcript has 6 exons.